AUGCUCGGAAAUGGUAAAUUUGGUUCAGUGUAUCUAGCCAAAGAUACUUAUUCUGGUAUGAUAGUUGCUUUAAAAAAAAUAAACAAAUAAACUUUACUUCGUCUGAAAAUAGAAGAUUAUUUACAAAAUGAAAUAAAAAUAUAAUCGUAUUUAAACCAUAUUAACAUAAUUAAGCUUUAUGGUUUUUAUUAAGAUAAAAAAAGCAUUUAUUUGAUUUAAGAAUAUGCACAUCAUGGAUCAUUAUAAAAUGAUUUAAUUAAAAAUAAGAAAUAUACAGAACAUUAAACACUUAUUUACAUAAAAUAAAUAAUGAAUGCUUUAACACAUAUGCAUAGAAAUAAUAUUAUAUAUAGAGAUUUAAAACCUGAAAAUGUUUUGCUUUCUUUUGGAGUUGCCAAAAUAGGAGAUUUAGGAUGUAGUGUGUAUAGUAUAGAGAAAAAGAGGUAAACUUAUUGCGGGACAGUUGAUUUUAUGAGUCCAGAAAUUACUUGUGGAUAAAGUUACGGGUAAGGUGUAGAUAUGUGGAGUUUAGGUAUUCUUACAUAUCUAUUUUUAACUGGCUAUUAUCCAUUUAAAUAUAAUAAUUAAAACGAUAAUAUAUAGCAUGUUUAAAAAGUUUUUUUUAUAUUUUAUUUAUUUUAUUUUAUUAUAUUUUUUUUUUUUAAGUAAAAUCUAAGUUUCCCUUAUUAUGUUUCAACACUUGCUUAGGAUUUUAUUUAAAAAUUACUUAAUAGAGAUUAAAAUUAAAGAAUUAGUAUAGAGGAUGCUGUAAUUCAUCCUUGGGUAAAUUAAAAUUUAAAUUAUUAUACUUAAGAAAAUUGGGAUAAUUAUAUUACUAACUAAACUAUGAAAAUGAUAGAAUGA
Messenger RNA from Ichthyophthirius multifiliis, 864 nucleotides. RefSeq names its product serine threonine protein kinase 6, putative. Gene Ontology annotation, biological process: mitotic spindle organization; regulation of cytokinesis; protein phosphorylation. Gene Ontology annotation, cellular component: spindle midzone; spindle microtubule; spindle pole centrosome. The record is from RefSeq and is a predicted model, not a curated record. Gene Ontology annotation, molecular function: protein kinase activity; ATP binding. Lineage: Eukaryota; Ciliophora; Oligohymenophorea; Hymenostomatida. The transcript has 2 exons.